Messenger RNA from Chrysemys picta bellii (western painted turtle), 10603 nucleotides. The record is from RefSeq and is a predicted model, not a curated record. Lineage: Eukaryota; Metazoa; Chordata; Testudines; Emydidae.
CUUCCCCCAGUCAGAGCGGAGCGAGCCGAGGCAGAGACGAAGAAACAAGAUGGCGGCCGGUAGCGAUCCGGAGCGGGACGCCGGCAAUUCGGAUUGAUCCCCCGGCCCUCGCAGUUCGGCGGCCCCCCUCCCCGGCCCGGAACCCUCGCAGGGGGGGGAGCUUCCCCGCAGCUGCCUGUCCGGACUCCGAGCGCCCUCCCCAGCCUUCCCUGCCCCUCCCUUCCCCCCUCGGCCAGCGCCCAGAGAUGCGGGGCCGGCGAGGCAGGCCGCCCAAGCAGCAGCAGCCUGCGGCGGCCACCGCUCAGGCGAGCUCCCCGGCUCCGCCCGCCCCACCGGGCCCCAUUGGGGGGCUGAGGUCCCGGCAGCGGGGUAGCAGUCGGGGCAGGUGGGCGGCCUCGGCCCAGGUGGAGGCGGUGGGGCCCAGGCCGAGGGGGGCCGGGACUGCUCAGGCCUCUUCCUCCUCCACCGCCUCCCCCAGAGGGGGCAGCAAGAGGAAGGGAGGCAGCGGCAGCAGCAGCACCCCUGGUGGUGGAGGCAGCAGCAGUAGGGGCAGGGGCCGGGCUGGGGCUGGAGGAGCAGGGGGAGGAGGCGCAGGAGGCAGCUGCAGCAGCCAAGGCAGGGCUGCCUCGUCCAGGAGGAGCAUCAGCAAAGUGGUGUACGAUGAUCAUGAGAGUGAAGAGGAGGAGGAGAGCGUGGUGUCCGAAGAGGAAGAGGAGGGGGACCCCGAGGAUAACCAGGACUCCGAGGAGCAGGAGGAAGAGGAGAUCAUGGAGGAAGACGACGACGACGACUCCGAUUACCCCGAGGAGAUGGAGGAUGAAGAUGAUGCCAGCUAUUGCACUGAGAGCAGCUUCAGGAGCCACAGCACCUACAGCAGCACCCCAGGUAGAAGAAGACAAAGAGUGCAUCGUCCACGUUCUCCAAUAUUGGAAGAAAAAGACAUACCACUCCUUGAGUUUCCUAAAUCCUCUGAGGACUUAAUGGUGCCUAAUGAGCAUAUAAUGAAUGUUAUUGCCAUCUAUGAGGUACUACGGAACUUUGGCACUGUUUUACGCCUGUCUCCUUUUCGUUUUGAGGACUUCUGUGCUGCUCUGGUAAGUCAAGAGCAAUGCACACUUAUGGCAGAGAUGCAUAUAGUGCUUUUAAAAGCAGUUUUACGAGAAGAAGACACUUCAAAUACUACCUUUGGACCUGCUGACCUCAAAGAUAGCGUUAAUUCCACUUUGUAUUUCAUAGAUGGAAUGACGUGGCCAGAGGUUCUGCGGGUAUAUUGUGAGAGUGACAAGGAAUACCAUCAUGUUCUUCCUUAUCAAGAGGCAGAGGACUAUCCUUAUGGACCAGUAGAGAGUAAAAUCAAAGUUCUACAGUUCUUAGUAGAUCAGUUUCUUACAACAAACAUUGCACGUGAGGAGCUAAUGUCUGAAGGUGUUAUCCAGUAUGAUGAUCACUGUAGGGUUUGUCACAAACUGGGGGAUUUGCUUUGCUGUGAAACUUGCUCAGCUGUGUACCAUUUAGAGUGUGUGAAACCACCUCUUGAAGAGGUACCAGAGGACGAAUGGCAGUGUGAGGUCUGUGUAGCGCAUAAGGUGCCUGGUGUAACUGACUGUGUUGCUGAAAUCCAAAAAAAUAAACCAUACAUUCGACAUGAACCCAUUGGAUACGACAGAAACAGACGGAAAUAUUGGUUCCUGAACAGAAGACUUAUUAUAGAGGAAGAUUCAGACAAUGAGAAGGAUAAGAAACUCUGGUACUAUAGCACAAAGGUCCAGCUGGCACAGUUAAUUGAAUGCCUAGACAAAGAUUACUGGGAAGCUGAUCUUUGCAAAACUCUUGAAGAAAUGUGCCAAGAAAUUCAUCGGCAUAUGGAUAUCACGGAAGACCUUACUAACAAAGCACGGGGCAACAACAAAUCUUUCCUUGCUGCAGCAAAUGAUGAAAUAUUGGACGCUAUUAGAAUAAAAAAAGGAGAAAUAGUGGAGGAUAAAAGUCAAGCAGCUGAGGAAACAGAUAAGGACAAAAAUGAUGUUGAAAAUAAUGACCAAACAGAUACUGAAAAAAGCAAGGAAGAACCUGCAGACCAACUACAGGAAAAAAAUGAAGAAACACCACCUGAACAAGAUUCAGAAAACGGAAAAACAGAAGAGCCAACAGACGUUGGGGAUAAAAGUAACUCUGUGGCACCAAGCACAGACGGCAGCACCACAAAUCCUUCUGCAGGAGAAACUAGUUCCUCUGAAGGGAAGAACGCAAUGGGGUGUCAGUCAGAAACCUUUGAUAGCAACAAUGUGGCAGAGAAGAAGGUGGCAUCAGAGCUCCCCCAGGAUCUCUCAGAAGAAACUGGUCAGAUGACCCCCAGCAUCAGUCCUAGUGCAUCAGCUGCACCCCUCCAGUCUGUCGAAAACAGCAACAGCAGCGAGCUAAAUUCUAUGCAGAAUGACUCUAUUAAGACAUCUGAUGAUGCUGAAAAUGCAGAAGGAGGAUCCCAGACCUCAGAAGAAAUAGGGGAGAAAUCCAACGGUGAAAGAAGUGAAUCUCCAUGCACAGGAAAAGGCGCAUCAGGCUCGACACGGAUGCUUACCCGAUUGCGAAAUCCAGAUAGCAAGCUGAGCCAGAUGAAAAGCCAGCAGGUUGCUGCAGCAGCACACGAAGCAAAUAAAUUAUUUAAAGAAGGCAGAGAGGUUCUGGUGGUUAACUCCCAAGGGGAAAUCUCCCGGUUGAACACCAAGAAAGAAAUCGUGAUGAAAGGAAACAUCAGUAAUUAUUUCAAGUUAGGUCAAGAGGGGAAGUAUCGUGUCUAUCACAACCAGUAUGCCACCAACUCAUUUGCAUUGAACAAACACCAGCACAGAGAAGACCAUGACAAGAGACGGCACCUUGCACAUAAAUUCUGUCUGACUCCUGCUGGAGAGUUCAAAUGGAAUGGGUCUGUACAUGGGUCCAAGGUUCUUACCAUAUCUACGCUGAGGCUAACUAUCAUUCAGCUAGAGAGCAACAUCCCUGCAUCAUUCCUUCACCCCAACUGGGCCUCCCACAGGUCUAACUGGAUUAAGGCUGUUCAAAUGUGUAGCAAACCUAGAGAAUUUGCACUAGCUUUGGCUAUAUUGGAGUGUGCAAUUAAACCAGUUGUCAUGCUGCCAAUUUGGCGGGAGUCGUUGGGGCACACUAGAUUACACAGAAUGACAGCUAUUGAAAGAGAAGAAAAGGAGAAGGUGAAAAAAAAAGAGAGGAAACAAGAGGAGGAAGAAACAAUGCAACAGGCUACAUGGGUGAAAUAUACUUUUCCUAUCAAACAUCAGGUUUGGAAACAAAAAGGAGAGGAAUAUAGAGUAACAGGAUAUGGUGGUUGGAGCUGGAUUAGUAAAACACAUGUUCAUAGGUUUGUGCCUAAAUUACCUGGAAAUACUAAUGUCAAUUACAGAAAAGUGCUACCAACAAAGAAUGAUGGUACCACUGAAAAUGAGUGUGAAUUGGAUAAAAGAAAAAGUCCAGCAAAAGUAAAAAUAGAGACUGAUUCUUCUAAAGAAAGAAAAAAAGAUUCUCAUGAUCCACAAGAGAAGGACCAAAAGGAAAUAGAAAUUUCUGAAACCUUGGAGAGAGUCCAAGUAAAGGAAGAAAACAAAAUGAGUGAAGAAAAGGUGGAAAUUGAUAUGAAUUCUGAAAACUUAGAUCAUGCAAAAGCUGAAGUGGAAAGAGAAGUUGAUUGUGAAAAUAGAGCCAUCAAGGAAGAACCCAUGGAGAUAGAUGAUGUAAAAAUUGAAUCCCCCACAAAAAAUGAGGAUAUUCACUCUAAAGCAGAUUUAAUCAAUGUCAGCGAGGGGUUUCACUUAAGGACUUGCUACAAAAGAAAAGUAAAAACAUCAAAAUUAGAUGGACUACUUGAAAGGAGAGUAAAACAGUUUACGCUGGAAGAAAAACAGCGCCUAGAAAGGAUGAAGCUGGAGGCUAGUUCUAAACCUGUAGGCAGUAGAUCUGUGAGUCCACAGAAAAACAUAGAUGAGCCACAAACAACUAAAGCAAAAGAAGGAAGCCAGAUACACAUGUCUCCCCAAGACAGAACCCAUAUUUCAGGUAAGAUCCAAACUGAAGAUUCAGUACAGGACUGCUUGCCAACCAGCAGUACACCUUGUACCAAAACCUGUGAACCAGACCAGCCUUCUUUGCCUUCCAUAGACAGACUGUCAAAAAGAGAAGGCCAAGUACUGGAUGAUGCCUCUGAAAUUCAAAGUUCAGUUCAGAACAUCACUAAAGAAGGUGAUUCUGAACCAAUCACUACUGAUAAUAGUCCAGGACAAGAGGUUCUUAAAAAGAGAGAGAGUGAGAAUCCCCUCAUGGAUGACUUAAAACAAACACACACAGAAGAUAUAAGCAAGAGUGGCACCUUAAACCAUGAAAAAUCUUCAGAACAAAAAAUAUUUAAUACCACAGUGUCUCAGAGUGAAUGUGAAAACCCAUUACAGCCAGUGGUAACUGAAAGCAGCUGUGAAACAGAUGUUCAGCCCAUUGCUGAAAAAGCAACCUCAGAAGAAAAACCUGAAAAACAGGUCUGUGACCCAGAAAAUAAUUGCAUGCUGAAAAGCCAUUCUGAACCAGUGUCCCCACAAGAAAAUGAGGGAAAAGAUAUGGCUCAGAAAAACACAGAUGUUAAAACAGAAAACAAGAUUUUAUUUGAUCAGAAACAAUCGUUAAAAAACGAGCUAACUUUAGAAAAAACACCUGAAAGCCAAACUCCUGAACACAUGGGUGGAGUAAAUGUUAGUGGUGAUUUAUUGAAUUCUAAAGUCACUGAAGCCAAUGGUGAAAAGCAAGAUGAACAGAAAAUGGAAGCAAGUACCAUAAACAAAUGUCUUGAUCAGCUGAAUCUAAAAAGUAUCACUGACAAAAAGAACAAUAAACAUGGAGAAAUAGAGACUAAAGUGGAGAGAGAGAAAUCGGUGGCAUUUCAAAUUAAUGGAAAAGACAUUAAGGUAUUGUCAAAUGAAGAAUGCUUAAUGAAAGAUACCUGUGAUACUAAGGCAGGGAGUGAUAUUGAACCUAAAGUCAAUAAUAUUAGUAAAUCCAUUCCUGAACAUGAAAUAAAACCAUUGACUAUUAAAGAAUCCUCUGUAAAACCAUUCAUGAAUGGUGAUAUCACUAUGGAGGAUACAGAUUUAAAAAAUAACUUGGAUACUAAAUCAUGUUUUCAAAGUUCUGCAGAGAUUGGUGGUGAGUCUGGAGAGUAUCCUCUGCUUCCAGAUAAAAUGUCCAAGUGUGUGCAAAAUAUUGGAGAAAAGCAGCAUUCUCUUGAAAGAUCCAGCUCUGUUGAUAGUGCUUCUACGCAAGCACAGCUUUCCUGUAAAGAAAACAAUGUGAUUAGUGAAGUAGAAUCCAUGGAAACAGAAGCCAUUGAGGGUAAGGAAGUUGCACCCUCACCAGUAACUUCUUGUGAGGAAUCUAGCUUGAGUAGUGACUUUACUGAUCAGAAUGGCCUGCAGAUGUAUAAUAAAGUCGAAAAUAUCAAUGGAGAAAAUAAAACAAAAAAUAAAACUGUUAUUACAGAAGUGACCACCACAACGUCAACUGUUUCCACAGAAUCCAAAACGGUGUUUAAAGUAGCAGAGUUGUCCGCCUUCAAGGAUGAUAAACAAACCAUGGUGUCAUCUACAGAAAAUUGUGCCAUUUCCACUGUAACUACCACCACCACUGUAACUAAGCUUACCGCACCUGCUGCAGACAGCAAUGUUGAUGUCAUCUCUGUACAGGAGCACAGUAAAACGGUGAUUACUACAACAGUAACUGAUUCAUUAACUAUUCCAGGAGGCACAUUGGUGACUUCCAUGACUGUGAGCAAAGAAUAUUCCACAAGGGACAAAGUGAAGUUAAUGAAAUUUUCGAGACCCAAAAAGACUCGUUCUGGAACAGCCCUGCCAUCUUACAGAAAAUUUGUUACCAAAAGCAGUAAAAAGAGUAUAUUUGUUUUACCCAAUGAUGAUUUAAAAAAGUUGGCCAGAAGAGGAGGGAUCAGAGAGGUUCCCUAUUUCAACUACAAUGCAAAACCUGCCAUGGAUAUUUGGCCGUAUCCAUCCCCAAGACCAACUUUUGGUAUCACUUGGAGAUAUCGACUUCAAACCGUGAAAUCAUUGGCUGGGGUGAGCCUUAUGUUGCGGUUACUCUGGGCAUGUUUAAGGUGGGAUGAUAUGGCUGCAAAACCCCCACCUGGGGGAGGAACUACACGCACAGAAACAUCUGAAACUGAAAUUACAACAACUGAAAUAAUCAAACGGAGAGAUGUUGGUCCUUAUGGAAUUCGUUCAGAGUACUGUAUAAGAAAAAUCAUUUGCCCUAUUGGUGUACCAGAGGCUCCAAAAGAAACUCCUACACCUCAGAGGAAAGGCCUUCGAUCAAGUGCAUUGAGGCCAAAGAGGCCAGAAACACCCAAGCAGACAGGCCCUGUUAUCAUUGAAAGUUGGGUAGCAGAGGAGGAAUUGGAAUUAUGGGAGAUCAGGGCAUUUGCUGAAAGGGUGGAGAAAGAAAAGGCACAGGCAGUUGAGCAGCAGGCUAAGAAGCGACUGGAACAACAGAAGCAGUUACCUACAACAGCCACUACAGUCACUACAGCAAGCAGUACUGCAACCACUGCCUCAACUCCACAGAAGGUUGUGGUAGGCCCAUUAACAGGCCCAGUUCCUACUGGAACCAAAGUAGUGCUUACUACUAAAGUGGGCUCUCCAGCUACGGUAACAUUCCAGCAGAACAAGAACUUCCAUCAGACUUUCGCUACCUGGGUUAAACAAGGCCAGUCCUCGGCAGCUACCAGCACAGCUGCUACAUCAGCUACAACCAUUGCCAGCACAGGUCAGACGUUCCAGAUUGCAGGCACUCCAGUAACUAUGGCAGGCAAAGUGAUAACAAAGUUGCCUCUUCCAGCAAACAGCAAGAUUGUUGCCGUCAAUGUGCCAUCAACCCAAGGAGGUGUUGUUCAAGUUCAGCAAAAAGUGUUGGGUAUCAUUCCAUCAACUACAGGUGCAAAUCAACAAACAUUUACUUCAUUCCAGCCAAGGACAGCGACUGUAACUAUUAGGCCAAAUACCACAGGGACUCUAGGUACAACAUGUACUUCACAAAUAAUGCCAGGAACACCGCUCCGCCCAGGUAUGACAGUAAUACGGACACCACUUCAGCCAUCAACAUUAGGAAAGGCCAUUAUUCGAACACCUGUAGUGGUGCAGCAAGGUCAGACUCAACAGGUGGUGACUCAGAUAAUUAGAGGUCAGCCUGUCUCAACUGCAGUUUCUAAUGCUAGCACAACUUCAAGUCCUGGACAAAAGGUAACAACAGCUCCAGGAACACCUCCACAGAAUAUACAACCACAAACCACAACACCGCAGCCCACUCGUCCCCAGCAAGGGCAAGUGAAACUUACUAUGGCCCAACUCACGCAGCUAACUCAAGGACAGCGGGGUAAUCAGGGAUUGACUGUGGUAAUUCAGGGACAGGGUCAAACUACUGGCCAGUUACAGUUGAUACCUCAGGGUGUGACUGUAAUACCAGGUCCAGGACAACAGCUAAUGCAAGCGGCUAUGCCGAAUGGUACAAUUCAAAGAUUCCUUUUCACUCCAUUAUCAUCAUCUGCUACAACAGCUAGCACAGCUACUACGACAGUUUCCACUUCGACAUCAGCUACGGGAGAACAGAAACAAGCCUCACAAACACAGACACAACCAGUGCUGCCACCAAUUCAGCCCCACCCUCACAGUCAAUUGCAAGCUCAGCCACAGGUGCAGACCCCGAGUAUUCAGCCUCAGCCCCCAGCCCAGCCACAAACUACUCAGCCCUCACUUCAGCCUGAAGAUCAGACACAGCCUGAAUCUCAGUCUCCAACGUCAGCUCAGUCUCCAGUCCGAUCUGAAGCACAAACUGUCGUGGCACAACCAACUAAAACUCCAGUUACAGUUCAGUCUCCGCCACAGACCCAGGUUCAAGGCCUGUCUCAAAUUCAAAUCCAGAAUCAACCACAGACUAUCAUCCAUCCACAAGCUCAGUCCCAAGUCCAAGCUCCGCAGCAAGCUCAGGUGCAGACCACAACCCAGCAACAGAUACAAAUACAACCCCAAGCUUCUCUACAAAUACAAACUCAACUGCAGCAGCAGUCGCAACCCCAGAUUCAGACUUCCCUUCAGACUCUUCCAGCUGCUCAAAAUUUAAAUCAAAUUGCUGUACAAUCGCCAUCUCGCCCUCAACUGCAGAUCCAGCAGCCUACAACAAAAGUUAUUACCGUACCUCAGCUUCAGCAGCAAGUCCAAGUUCUCUCCCAACUUCAGUCUCAUGUUGUAGCUCAGAUACAGGCCCAGCAGGGUGGUGUGCCCCAGCAGAUUAAGCUUCAGUUACCUAUUCAGAUUCAACAAGCCAGCCCAGUGCAGGCUCACCAGAUUCAGAAUGUGGUAACAGUUCAGGCAGCUAGUGUUCAAGAGCAGCUGCAAAGGGUUCAGCAGCUCAGGGAGCAACAGCAAAAGAAAAAGCAGCAACAGAUAGAAAUUAAACGUGAACACACUCUUCAGGCUUCUAAUCAAAGUGACAUUAUCCAAAAACAGGUGGUGAUGAAACACAAUGCUGUAAUAGAACACUUGAAACAGAAAAAGACACUGACCCCGGCUGAACGAGAAGAAAAUCAGAGAAUGAUAGUGUGUAAUCAGGUGAUGAAGUAUAUUUUGGAUAAGAUAGAUAAAGAAGAAAAACAGGCAGCUAAGAAACGGAAGCGAGAAGAGAGUGUGGAACAGAAGCGUAGUAAACAGAAUGCUACCAAGCUCUCAGCUCUGCUUUUCAAACAUAAAGAACAGCUUAAAGCGGAAAUACUGAAAAAAAGAGCACUUCUGGACAAAGAUCUACAAAUCGAAGUUCAGGAAGAGCUAAAGAAAGACUUGACUAAAAUUAAGAAAGAAAAAGAAAAAGCACAGGCAGCGGCUGCUGCCGCUGCUGCUGCCGCUGCCGCAGCCGCUGCUGCGGCAGCAGCAACACCACCUCCACCUCCACCUCCUCCUCCACCACCACCACCAUCACAGCAUGCCACCAGCGUCACAUCUGCCACCACAGUCCCAGCGCCAGUAUCUUCCCAGAAGAGAAAACGAGAGGAGGAGAAAGAUUCUUCAGCUUCCAAGUCCAAGAAAAAGAAAAUGAUUUCUACUACCUCAAAGGAAACCAAGAAGGACACAAAGCUUUAUUGCAUCUGUAAAACACCUUAUGAUGAAUCAAAAUUUUACAUUGGCUGUGACCGAUGUCAGAACUGGUAUCACGGGCGCUGUGUUGGUAUUUUGCAAAGUGAGGCAGAUCUCAUUGAUGAGUAUGUCUGUCCACAGUGUCAGUCGACAGAAGAUGCCAUGACAGUACUCAGUCCACUGACUGAUAAAGAUUAUGAGGGAUUACGAAGAGUACUACGUUCCUUACAGGCCCACAAGAUGGCAUGGCCCUUCCUAGAACCAGUAGAUCCCAAUGAUGCACCAGAUUAUUAUGGUGUUAUCAAAGAGCCUAUGGACCUUGCUACCAUGGAAGAAAGAAUCCUGAAACGUUACUACAAAAAGGUGACAGAGUUUGUGGCAGAUAUGACCAAAAUUUUUGAUAACUGUCGUUACUACAAUCCAAGUGACUCCCCUUUUUACCAAUGUGCAGAGGUUCUUGAAUCAUUCUUUGUACAGAAGCUAAAAGGAUUCAAGGCAAGCAGGUCUCAUAACAACAAACUGCAGUCUACAGCUUCUUAGAGUUCAGCGUGUUAACCUAACACACACACAGCAAGAAUCUGGUUGUCUGAAAUUUUUAAUUAAGAAGCCAGAUGGUUUUUAGUCAGGUUAUCCUGACAAGACUUGAUGUAAACUGUGUUUUUAUUGGUCACAGCAGUCAAAUUAUAUUCUUGGCUUAUUUUGUCCAAAGGACAAAGGAAUAAAAAUCAGCAGCACCACUUUCUUGUCAAGAUCAAAUUGUUGUACUAUUGUGGCAGAAAUGAGAAAACUUUGUUUUGUUGGCGAGAGAGAGAGCAAGCAAGCAAGAAAAAAGAUACAGUAAAUGGGGUCAAGUUUAACUCCAUGGAAAUGCCACGUCUGUUCUUCAGUGAAGAAGCUGGUUUAAAGUCCACACAGAAAACUUUGACUGUAUUUAUUUAUUGUUGCAAAAAAGGACGCUUUUUUAUUGCUGCCCUCAUUUGUCAGCUAAUUAUUUUUUCUUAUAAAAUCCGGCCCCGGUUACAUGUAAUCCAUUCUGUAUCUUAACAUGAUUCCUGUAGGUAAAAGUACAAGAAGACCUCUAGAUGUCUUUUCUUUCUAUGAAAGGAGCUGCUAUGUACACAUGUGCACACAAAAAAACUGGGAAUCAACAAUGAGUUUAUCAUUCGUGGUAGAGAAAAAGGAUUAAGCUUGCAUAAAAGUUGGGCUAAGUGGUCACAGACUACAGACUCUGUUGCCUUGAAUAUAACAGUACAAUUUGUCAUUUACUCUGCACCAGACUGAAAUGAGUAAAAUCUAUUUGAAGGUAUCUUGUUUGUAAACAUUUGUCAGAUUCUAAUUUUUUUCUUUUUGUAUUAAAAUUCAAAACAUGGAUGUAUAAUGAAACAAAAUAAAUGGAGAUAAUUUUUCUCCCCACA